UCCUCAUGAGCGUUAUAAUAAGACGUGCUAUAUUUGUGAUGAACAAGGCAGAGAAAGCAAAGCAGCCACUGGUGCUUGCAUGACAUGUAAUAAACAUGGAUGUCGACAAGCUUUCCAUGUAACAUGGGCAAAUUUGAUAUUUGAAUUGUUCAUGGGCAGACAUUAAGGCCUUUUAUCUUACAAUUUACUCUGGUUAGGCCCUGAUUUCCAUGUGUCUCUAUGCAUCUCUAUACAUCGUCAGUGACAGGAUCAAGCAUAUAUGUGCAAUUGUACUAAGCCAGAAACGAGCAGAAUGUUUCAGUUUUACAUUUUUCUUGCUCAGUUUGCAGGACUGCUUUGUGAAGAAGAGGGCAAUGGUGCAGAUAAUGUCCAGUACUGUGGCUACUGUAAAUACCAUUUUAGUAAACUGAAAAAGAGCAAACGGGGAUCUAAUAGGUCAUAUGAUCAAAGUUUAAGUGAUUCUUCCUCUCACUCUCAGGAUAAACAUCAUGAGAAGGAGAAAAAAAAACAUAAAGAAAAAGACAAACACAAACAAAAAUACAAGAAGCAAUCGGAGUCCUCACCAUCUUUGGUUCCAUCUCUUACUGUAACUACAGAGAAAACCUACACAAGUACUAGCAACAACUCAAUGCCAGGCUCCUUGAAGAGGUUGGAGGAUACCACAGCUCGAUUUACAAAUGCAAAUUUCCAGGAAGUCUCUGCACAUACUUCAGGUGGAAAAGAUGCCUCAGAGGCAAGAGGGUCAGAGAGCAAAGGGAAGAAAUCUGCAGGUCACAGCUCAGGUCAGAGGGGAAGAAAGCCUGGUGGUGGAAGGAAUCCAGGAACAACUGUGUCGGCAGCUAGUCCUUUUCAGCAAGGUAGUUUUUUGGGGACACCUGGCAGUAUAAAAUCAUCUUCUGGAAGUUCAGUACAGUCACCCCAAGAUUUCUUGAGCUUUACAGAAUCAGAUCUACGUAAUGACAGCUAUGCUCAUUCCCAGCAGACUUCAUCAACCAAAGAUGUACAUAAAGGAGAGACUGGAAACCAAGAAGGGGCUGUGAAUUGUUUUAGUUCCUUAAUUGGCCUCUCAUCAUCCUCAGCUGUUGUUUCCCAGUCUAAAAAUUUUGACAGCUCACCUGGUGACUUGGGUAAUUCAAGCAUUAUUUCAACAGGAUACAAGCGAGCUCAGACUUCUGGGAUAGAAGAAGAGACUGUAACAGAAAAAAAACGGAAAGGAAAUAAGCAAAGUAAACAUGGGCCUGGUCGACCCAAAGGAAAUAAAAGUCACGAGAGUAUUUCUCACCUAUCAGUUUCUUCUGCUUCCCCGACGUCAUCUGUGGCAUCUGCUGCAGGCAGUGCAACAAGUUCUAGUCUUCAGAAAUCACCAACAUUGCUCAGGAAUGGCAGUAUACAAAGUCUUAGUGUUGGCUCAUCUCCAGUGGGGUCAGGUAUUUAUAGCAGCAAUGAUGUAGCAGUAUCAUUUCCAAAUGCAGUAUCUGGUUCAGGAUCUAGCACUCCAGUUUCCAGUUCUCAUUUACCUCAGCAGGCUUCCAGUCACUUGCAGCAAGUGGGAGCUUUGUCGCCUUCAGCCACACCUUCUGUAACUACUGUUGUUGCUGCAACUCAGGCAAACAGUCUACCUGGAUCUUCCCUCAGUCUGCCGUCAUCCCACAUGUAUGGCAAUAGACUGAAUCCUAAUUCAUCAAUGGCAGCACUUAUAGCUCAGUCUGAAAACAGUCAAGCAGAUCAAGAUCUUGGAGAUAAUAGCCGCAGCCUUGGCAGGGGAGGUUCACCCAGAGGAAGUCUCUCACCACGAUCGCCUGUAAGCAGCUUACAGAUUCGCUAUGAUCAGUUGGGGAACAGUAGUGUGGAAAACUUGCCCCCAGUAGCUGCCAGCAUAGAACAGCUUUUGGAGCGGCAGUGGAGUGAAGGACAACAAUUUUUAUUAGAGCAGGGCACCCCAAGUGACAUUUUAGGAAUGCUGAAGUCAUUACACCAACUUCAAGUUGAAAAUCGCCGGCUAGAGGAACAGAUUAAAAGCCUAACUGCAAAAAAGGAGCGACUUCAGCUACUAAAUGCACAGCUUUCAGUUCCCUUUCCAACAAUAACUUCAAACCCCAGCCCAUCUCAUCAAGGGCAUACGUUUCCAGCACAAGCUGCACCUAGCACUGAUUCCUUGAACAGCAGUAAGAGUCCUCAUCUGGGAAACAGUUUUUUACCUGACAAUUCCCUUCCUGUAUUAAAUCAGGAGAUAACCUCCAGCGGACAAAGCACCAGCAGUUCAUCAGCCCUUUCCACUCCACCACCUGCUGGGCAAAGUCCAGCUCAGCAAGCCUCAGGAGUCACAGGAGUUCAACAGGUCAAUGGUGUGACGGUGGGGGCACUAGCUAGUGGUAUGCAGACUGUAACAUCCACCAUUCCUGCAGUGCCUGGUGUGGGUGGAAUAAUUGGAGCUUUGCCAGGUAACCAGCUGGCAAUCAAUGGAAUUGUAGGGGCUUUAAAUGGGGUAAUUCAGACCCCUGCCACAAUUGCUCAGAACCCCUCUCCUCUCAGUCAUGCAACUGUGCCACCUAAUGUAGCGCAUCCUCUGCCAACAACACUCAAUAACAGUGCCUCUGGACUAGGGUUACUUCCUGACCAACAGAGACAACUUCUGCUCCAUCAGCAGCACCAGCAAUUUCAGCAGUUACUGAAUACUCAACAGCUCACAUCAGAACAGCAUCAGGCCCUUCUCUAUCAACUAGUGCAGCAACAGCAUCACCAACACCAACACCAUCAGUCGGAAGUACAAUUGCAGAUACCAGGAGCAACCCAGAUACCCAUAAAUAACUUGCUUUCAGGCACUCAGGCAUCACCUCUUCAUACAGCUACUACCAACCCAUUUCUUACAAUUCAUGGAGAUAAUACAGCUCAAAAAGUGACUAGGAUUAAUGAUAAAACUGGACCAGUUGCACCAGAGAAGAGUUGACAUUUGAGAAAUAUUUGAGAACUGCGUACCAUGCUGUUAAAGCACUUCAUCUGGCUGCUAACCGCAGUCUUACUUUCUGCAGAUGCAAAGAUGCAAGCUAACUGCACAGCAAAAGAUUAAUCUUCACAAGGACAUUGUUGUAAGGCUUUGAUUUACUUUCUUGUUGCACUGAAAGGAAACAUCUUUUCCAGAUUUCACAGACUAAAACAUUAUUGCAAACCAUAAUUAAUUUGUCAAUUUGACAAUAUUAAAUGCAACAGAUUCAGCCAUGGAAAAAUUAUCUGUGGUGCUCAUCUUAUAUUUUUGUUAUACAUUGGAGAGCUAGUAAAUUGAAAACACCUAUUCCAGUCACAUUUUACUUGGGUUUGGAGUCGUCUUAAGCAAAACCAAAAAACCCUUAACCCAACCCACCUAAUCUUUUACUGCAGCUGCAAUAUGCUUUCAGACCCAGGUUGUAAUGGUUGUCUGGACUGCCUAUUAGUUGUUUUUCUUUUCCAAAUAUGUUUUAAAAUUUGACUUGUGAUGCAAAGGAUAUAGUUCUGAACUUUUUACUCCAUCAAAUUCUAUUGACCCAUAAUGGGAAUUUUGCCAGAAUAAGUUUCAAGAUGGAGUCCAAAGGUUGUUAACUUUGGUUUGGGUUUUUGGAGUUCUGCGGUUGCUGGAGAAACUAAAUCGAUUAAAACAAACAAAAAACCCUUGCCAGAUCAAAAGGCCAAUCUGGAAAAUGUCAGAUGUAUAUGGCCUAAACUAAGUGCCUGUUGCUACCUCCAUUUUGUUUAAAUGGCUGCAGACAGCUGAUCAUGCACUAGACAAGUCCUUAUAAGCAGC
Alligator sinensis (Chinese alligator) is the source of this 3775-nucleotide messenger RNA. RefSeq names its product MLLT10, histone lysine methyltransferase DOT1L cofactor (gene MLLT10). Gene Ontology annotation, molecular function: nucleosome binding; histone binding. The transcript is spliced from 18 exons. Gene Ontology annotation, cellular component: nucleus. The coding region runs from base 260 to 2947 and encodes 895 amino acids. The record is from RefSeq and is a predicted model, not a curated record. Gene Ontology annotation, biological process: regulation of transcription by RNA polymerase II. Lineage: Eukaryota; Metazoa; Chordata; Crocodylia; Alligatoridae.